This is a messenger RNA of Emiliania huxleyi CCMP1516, 2349 nucleotides long. RefSeq lists its product as hypothetical. Lineage: Eukaryota; Haptophyta; Isochrysidales; Noelaerhabdaceae. Bases 58 to 2061 code for a protein of 667 amino acids. The transcript is spliced from 9 exons. The record is from RefSeq and is a predicted model, not a curated record. Gene Ontology annotation, biological process: proteolysis. Gene Ontology annotation, molecular function: serine-type endopeptidase activity.
UGCGAAGCUGCGCGCUCGUGCCUGAGAGCAUUGUCCUCGCGCCCACCGCAUCGCUCGAUGGUCGUCCUCAGCGCGGCAGACAUCCGCGCGGGCAUGCUCGCGGCCGGCGGCGCUCCGGUGGCGAAAGUGGUGCCGUCACAGCAGGUGGUGGAGGUCGCGGGCGUCAAGCACACGCUCGAGGACGAGUACCAGUGGCUGCGCGGCAAGGCGUGGCCAAAGCUGGUCGAGGACGAAGACAUCAUCGCGCACCUCGAGGCGGAGAACGCGUACUGCAAGGACUUCCUGGCGAGCUUGGGCGGUCUGCAGGAGGCGUUCUUCCAGACGAUGAAGGGGCGGAUGAAGCUGACAGACCGCACCAUCGAGGUGCGGCACGGCGGCUACUACUACUACUCGCGCACGGAGGAGGAGCUGCAGUACUCGAUCGACUGCCGUGUGCCGCUCGCUGCAUUCGACGCGCUCAAAAAGAGCGGGCCCGUGCCGGACGCCGCGUUGCGCGGCGCCGAGGAGGUCAUCCUCGACCGCAACAAGCUCGCCGAAGGCAAGGCGUUCUGCAAGGCGCUCGGCACAACCGUCUCCCUCAACGGCAAGGUGAUGGCGUACCGCGUGGACACGCAGGGCGACGAGAACUACUGCCUGCAGUUCGUCUCGCUCGAGAGCGACUACCUGCCCGACCAGCUGUGGAACGUCGCGAGCUACUGCUUCCACCAGCCUGCCGACGCGGCGGAGACGGGCGCGCCACCCGUCGGCGUCUUUUACUCCUUGCGCAACCGGAACCUCCGCCCAACAAAGGUCUUCUACCACCGGCUCGGAGACGCGACCGAUGGGAGCCAAGACUUUGCUCCAAACGACCGUCUGCUGCUCGAGUCGAAGAAUGAGAUGUUCGGUGUGUCGGUCGGCACAACCGCCGACAAGGAGUUCGUCACGGUGCGGCACAGCAGCAAGACGGAGAAUGAGGUGCUUGCGAUCGACGUGGCCGACGGCGAGCUGCGGCUGGUCAACUUGCUUCCGAUGGCGGACGACGUCGAGUACUCUGUCUCCAAGAGCGGGCCGCACUGGUUCAUGCGCACAAAGGCGGGCUGCCAGCGGGACCACUUUCGGCUGGAGCGGGGCGAGUGGGCGGACGGCGGGAGGAGCGAGGCGCUCUCGCACACGGCCGCCUUCUCGGGCGCGACAGACUACUCGACAAACUCGGUCGUUGUCGUGCUCGACACGCCUUCGCUGCCGACGACCUGGUACGACUGGGACUGGGAGGCGAGGGGCGAGCCCGCGUGCGACGCGCCGCGGACACGUCCAGGACACGUCCAUGACAAGUCGCUCGCGCUGCACGAGACGCUGCACGCGAGCGACGACCCGAAGUACGCCGACUCCGCCGUGAGCGUCCCGGUGACGGUCCUGUACAAGAAGAGCCUCUUCAGGCAGGACGGCUCCAUGCCGCUGCUCCUCGAGGGGUACGGCUCCUACGGCAUCUCCGAGGAGCCGGCGGCCAAGUUCCUCUCCAAGAAGCGCACCUUUCUCGACUUCAUCGCCGUGGCCGACAAGCUCGCCGACGACAAGUUCACCUCGGCCGGGAAUGUGGCGAUUGUCGGCGGCUCCGCCGGCGGCAUGCUGGUCGGUGCUUGCCUGAACAUGCGGCCGGCGCUCUUCAAAGCCAUCGUGGCGCACGUGCCCUUCGUGACCGUCCUGGACACGAUGCUGGACGGCGACCUGCCGCUGACGCCCGGCGAGUUCAAGGAGUGGGGCAACCCGAGGGAGGAGCACUACUUUGACGUCUUCCCCUCCCUCUUCGCCACCGCUGGCCUCUCGGACUACCGCGUCGGGUACUACGAGGCGGCAAAGUGGGUGGCGCGCUUGCGCGCCGGGGUCGCUGCGGCGAAGGCGGAAGCCCCGGACGGCGCUGUCAAUGAGCCUCUGCUCGUCUUCGAGACAAAUAUGGCUGCGGGCCACGCGGGCGCGUCGGGCCGUUUCGACCGCCUGAAGGAGGUCUCGCGCGACGUGGCCUUCCUCGCGACCGAGUUCGACGUGCAGGACGUGCCGGGCAAGCUGCGGAGGACAUCCGGCUGAUAGCACCAACCUUUGCAACGCAGGGGCUGGCUGCGUGGGCCCUCACCCUGUCUGCACGUGAGAGGAGACCGGCGCCGGCGCCGCCGCACAGGCACUUGUGGCGCCGGCGCGAGCUUUGACACUCUGUGCAGUACCGACAGGCCAGAGCGUGAAGCAAGUCAGCAGCAAUCGCACGGUGAGAAACGACUGUCUCUGAUUGACUGACGAGAUCCAGACUCUCGACCACAGUUGUCGAGAGAUUUUCGAGUCCUCACAGCUCUCUUGUCUCGUGUGUAUCGCGCGCCUUGC